CCUCAGGGCUCAGCUGCGCCGGGCGGCCCCGCUCCCCCCCGCCGCCAUGGGGCUGCGGGGGGCCGGGAUCGGGACCGGGACAGGGAUCGGGAUGGGGGCCGGGAUCGGGACGGGGACCGGGCCGGGCGCGCGGGCCUGGGCCUGCUUCGCCCUCAGCGAGCGCGGGGCGCUACGCGUGCGCGGCCCCGACGCCGAGCCCUUCCUGCUGGGGCUGCUGACCAAUGAGCUGCCGCGGCCGGACGCCCGCGCGCCGCGCGCACGCUACGCCCACUUCCUCAACGUGCAGGGCCGCAGCCUCUAUGACGUCAUCCUCUACAGGGUCCACGAGCGUCCGGAGGAGGAGCCUCACUUCCUGCUGGAGGGCGACCGGACCGUGCUGAGCGCGCUGCAGAAGCACCUGCUGGGCUACAGGAUCCGCAGGAAGGUGGCCGUCACCCCCUGCCCCGACCUCUCCCUGUGGGCCGUCCUGCCCGGGGGCGAGGCGGGGGGCGACGGGCCGCCCCCGCCCCCGCCCCCGCGGGCUCUGCUGUGGACCCCGGACCCCCGGGCCCCGUGCAUGGGCUGGAGGCUGCUCACCGGGGAGGAAGAGGCCGGCGCGGAGGUGAUGGCCGGAGCCCGGCUGGGCAGCGCCCGGGAGUACCGCGAGCACCGCUACCGGCACGGCAUCCCGGAGGGGGUGAGAGACCUUCCCCCCGGCGCGGCCCUGCCCCUGGAGUCGAACCUGGCCUUCCUGAACGGCGUCAGCUUCACCAAGGGCUGCUACGUGGGCCAGGAGCUGACGGCCCGCACCCACCACACGGGCGUCAUCCGCAAGCGCCUCUUCCCCGUGCGCCUGGAGGCGGCCCCGCCGCGCGGGGGGCUGCCGCCCGGGGCCCCCGUCCUCACCGGGGCCGGGAAGCCCGCCGGCAAGUUCCGGGCCGGGGAGGGCCGGCUGGGCCUGGCCCUGCUGCGGUCCGAAAGCAUCAGGGAAGCGCUCCACGUACCGCUGGGUGACGGCUCCCGCCUGGGCUUGACGCCUUCCGUGCCCGGCUGGUGGCCCCGGGCCGGCAAGUGACGCCGGGCGCGGCCAACCGGGAGUGCCGCGCCGUCACCGUGGGCACCGGCGGAUGGCCCCGGGUGAAGCCCCAGCUCCGCUUCCGACCCGCUGGCCGAUGCCCGCUUCAUCGAGCACCUGGAAAAAUCUGCUCUUUCGAGCCUUUUCGGGCCAGACCGGGCUUGCCGUCGCGAGCGGAGAAGUUGUCCCUUUGGCAAGUCGAAUGAAGAGCGAGUCGGGUGGGAGAGUUGAGCCUUGUACCUUCCCUGCUUAAUACAGUCUAAUAAAUUAAUAAAGAUGUACGUAUUUAUCUGUU
Tachyglossus aculeatus (Australian echidna) is the source of this 1349-nucleotide messenger RNA. It is a transcript of the gene IBA57, whose product is annotated as iron-sulfur cluster assembly factor IBA57. The transcript has 4 exons. Gene Ontology annotation, cellular component: mitochondrial matrix. Gene Ontology annotation, molecular function: protein binding. NCBI's taxonomy places the organism in Eukaryota, Metazoa, Chordata, Mammalia, Monotremata, Tachyglossidae. The record is from RefSeq and is a predicted model, not a curated record. Bases 47 to 1054 code for a protein of 335 amino acids.